UGUGUACAAUCUUAGUCUUAAUCGCCUGCAUUUUGGGUAGUCAAUCUAAAAAUUUCGCAUAUUUAGCUUUCUAUAAUAUUAUUAGUGGGUUUGCUGCUGCUCCAGUGGAUUCGUUAGUGGAAAUUUCUUCUACAGAUGUUUUCUUUCAACAUGAGAGAGCAUCAGCUAUUUCUUUAUUGAUCUUAGCCUUAUAUGCUGGUAGUUUCCUUGGACCAGUUGCUUGUGGGUAUAUUACAACAUCAAUGGGUUGGCAAUGGUGUUUCUAUUUCCAAAUUAUUUUCUUUGGCAUUUUAUUUGUUAUUUUAUUAUUUGGAAUGGAAGAUACCACUUUCCGUAGAGAUUAUAAUGAGGAAGUACUUGAAGGAAAAAUUCUUCAACAAAUAAAAUCAAGAGAUGCAGCUCCAGUUGAUAGUACAGAAAAAGGAAUGGUUACAGAAGUUGGAAUACAACAAGUUACAAGUAAAAUGCUGUCAGAAGAACUGGAAGACUCAUCAAUCGAUUAUUCUAUUCCAAAAAGAACUUAUUGGCAAAAGUUGAGAUUAAUUGAAUUGGAAUAUAAUGAUAAAAGAUCAUGGUUAACUAUUUUCAUUAGACCUUUCUACUUAUGUACGUUCCCUGCUGUUAUUUGGGGUGGUGUUAUAUAUGGUGCUCAAAUGAUGUAUUUAUCGUUACUUUUCACUUCUCAAGCCGAAAUAUUUGCUGCCUCACCUUAUUAUUUUGGAGCAAAUACAAUUGGUUUAACUAAUCUUGCAGUUUUUGUUGGAAAUAUUAUUGGUAUGAUAUACGGUGGUCCAUUUGUUGAUUGGUUAACUGUUAGAUUAGCAAAAAAGAAUAAUGGUGUUUUAGAACCAGAAUUCAGAUUGCAUGCCAUGCACGUUCCAACUAUAAUUAAUGCAGCUGGUUUGCUUGCUUAUGGUUUAGGUGCUUAUUAUCAAGCCAAUUGGGCUAUUCCAGCUAUAAUUGGUCAAGGAUUAUUAGGUAUAGCUAUGAGUGCUACUGGAGGUAUUUGUUUAUCUUAUACUGUAGAUUCAUAUCAUCAACUUGCUAGUGAAUCUCUUGUACUUAUGCUUUUCCUCAGAAAUUGUAUUGGUUUCGGAUUCACCUUUGGUUUUCAACCAUGGUUAGAUCAUAAUGGUUUAAAAGUUGUUACUUGGCUUAUCUUUAUGCUUUCAAUUAUUAUCAAUGGUAGUUAUAUUUUGAUGAUAAAAUACGGUAAAGCUUGUAGAAGAUGGACUAAGGAAAGGUACGAAAAGUAUUCUGAUCCAAACUAUGGUGCUAUUUCACUUUUCGGUAAAAAGUAAAUCAUUUUAGUCGUAUAAUUACAUUUAG
Molecule: messenger RNA, 1329 nt
Organism: Scheffersomyces amazonensis
Lineage: Eukaryota; Fungi; Ascomycota; Pichiomycetes; Serinales; Debaryomycetaceae
Product: major facilitator superfamily domain-containing protein
Exons: 1
Coding region: 243-1301 (352 amino acids)
Biological process (GO): transmembrane transport
Cellular component (GO): fungal-type vacuole; plasma membrane
Molecular function (GO): transmembrane transporter activity
Source: RefSeq, a predicted model, not a curated record